AUGCCCGACAUCGAUCCUGCGGCAUUGAGCCGCCCAUCCAUCAGUGUCCAAACCCCUCUCCUAUCAACAAAAUCUCUGACCAACCUCGGAAGCGCGCAAAAGUCCAAAUCCAGUCAAAUUCCUGGGCGCAUCGACCUCGAACCACUCUAUAGCGAGCUAAAAGCAGGAAUUGGAGCUGAGCACUGGCAGAUAUAUAAAGAGACUACAACAGAAUUCUUCAUCGGCAGCCUUAACCAAGACGAAUACUCAAUCCGGAUCGAUGCGAUUCUUGCUGGACAAAAUGGAGAGAAAGACCAUUUACACAACCAACUUAUAGCCGCCAUUUAUGGCAAUGUUACAAGGGAAAUCCCUGAUCAAGGGUUGGCAAUUUGGGUCAGCUCUAAUGACAAACCGGCUGCUAGCGCUAGUAAGGCGACUGCUAGCGAUGCCACCGAGCGCCGAUUGAAAGGCGAUGUUAUGCAGCUGCCCGCGCGGGACAGACGGCGCAUCAAGGAUCUCACACUGAACGAGUUUGAUACCACCGAAACUUUCGCAAGCGUCUUUAUGGAGUCCCGGCGAAAGCCAACGCAAGAUGCAUCCUCUAGUGCUCCUGGUGGAAUUAACAAUAUGAAUUUUGAUUUGGAAAUUCGAAAACGAUUUACACAACCGCUGGCCAUUGAGUCCGGUGAAUUCCCCGAUGUUGGCCUCAUCGCAGGCCGCAUGCUCCCGUUCUGCUACGAAGCGGGUCUCCCAAGCGGUCAUUGUUCAGAGGCACCACAAUUGAUGUCCAUUGCCGCAGAUGCCUUUAUCAAGGAGAUGCUCACGCAGGUGUUUGCGCGUACAAGAAGCAACGGUGCCGGCGACUCGGGGAGCGCUGGCUACGGUGUGGGCACGCAGUGGAUACAAACGCACAACUAUAAACGCCAAUUACACCUGGAAGAGGAAGCCGCGCACCGCGGGGAAAUUUCACGCGAUAAAGCCGGUCUUUUGCCUGUGGAAGCGCGAGCCGCGGGAGAGCAAGGCCCGUUGAGCAUGGCAGAUGUCCGUGUCGCUCUAGAGAUUGCGGACUCGAGCAUGUCUCAAUUUCCAGUCCUGAUGCGCGAAAUACUGUGUGGGUAUCGUGAAGGCGAAUUGGAGAACUGGAACGACCAUAGCUGGAUCGAGGGAUACGAACCGAUUUGUGUGGAGGAGCUGAUGAAUGGUCACGUCUCUUCCGCAUUUGGUAAUGGAACAGACGCAAUGGAUAUCGACAUGGAAAUCGGCUGGGAAGGUGCAGAGGAGAGUGAUGUGGAGAUGCUAGAUUGCAUGCUCGAUUCAUGUCUGGCUGUCGGUCUUGCGCGCAUUUGUCAAAGCCUUGGAAGCAAACUGAGGAGAGCUUUGAGCGAAAAACAGCAGACUGGAUACAAUCCCAAGCUGGAGCGCGAGGAUGCAGAAAAGGAACAAGGAGCCGACCGCCAAAGAAAGUGCCGAGAUGAGGAGCGAUCUAUGCGGAAUUUUGGCGUUUAUGACUCUCUACGUGAAUCUUUCAUGGGCGCUGGGGCUGGAGUCAAAGGGAAGGAAUAUACAUCUCGCUGUACAUAUGAAUCGCGAAUUUUGGAUUUGAUCCUCUGUACAAUUUCAAGGUGCAAGCACUUUGAGGGAGGCGUUUUGGUUUUUCUCAUUUCAGAGGAUGCGGUAGAUAGGGAGCGAAGCGCAGAGGCUCAGUCUCUUUGGAUCGGUUUGGUGCAGGGCGGCGCCACAGGAUUCCAUCCAGGGUACUUUGGCGGUGGUGCAGCGCGCAGGGCUCCUUGGCUCCUUCUCUUUCUGCUUCGACUUCUUCUGCCGAACUGGCCGCCGCAACGGGCCAAUGGGGGCCGCCAGCCGGUGACGGAAGGGCCGCAUAGUGGCCCCUUCACAACUGACUUCCCUCUUUCGCCUCACACUUUGCCUCCCCGCAAACCCUUCUGCGUUCCCGUCGCUGUUCCCUUUUUGGUCGCCUUUUUCUUCGCCGCUACCUCAGUCGCUGGCCCCUGCCAUCCCUUGCAUCGACCAUCUAGUCCCUACCUCGACUUCUUUACCUAUUCUUCCGACUCCGGGACCGCUACACGGAGUACCCCUCUUCUCCCCCAGCGACCUCACAUCGUUUCGCCAUCGAGGAAUCAGCAUACCCUACAACACGUCUCUUUCUUUCUUCCAUCUCGGCAUCUGCUCUCGGCCCAUAGUCUGCAGUGCUCUUUUACAACGCCGUCUGGUCGUCGUGCAAUUUCUCCUCACCAUUGCUGUCUCGCGAAAGUCAUUUUGAGCUACUUCUACCGAUGGCGCUGUUUGCUGCAUUGGUGGAUGAUUGCUCCAGAGAUCGACUCGGCAACGUCCGUCACUCUCUCCGAUGGAGAGGCCGAUGCGGGAUUACAUCACAAGGGCACCUUCUCAUGCCUGACCGCCGAUUGCAGCACAGGCCGAUCACUUCACGACCGUACCCUCGCAGCCACAACCACCGUCUGUCCGUUCACACCUCGUCACCGACAACCAGAAUCAGCCAUGUCUGGUCCCUUUACGAGCCCCUUUGGCGCCAACGCCAAUCCGUUUGGCAGCGAUCGAACACAAAAUGAUACCAUGCACCGAGUCAUCGAAGAGGAGGAGCCAGAUUCUGUCGGUUCCCCCACAGCCGGUAGUAAUGCUCCAGGAGCUGCCGCCGCCUUCUCUAAUGUCUUUGGCGGCGAUGCCUCUGGAGAUGCUCCCCCGACUGUUCGCUCACCGCCCAACCCAGACAGCUACCCGGCUCAGUACAACUUUAACAGAAGAACUUCCGUGUCAGCCGAGUCACUCAAGCCCAGUGCCGACACGUACGAUAACUGGACCCCACCAUUUCACGAAAAGACUCCCGAUCAGAUCAACCGUCUAAAGCGAGCGAUCGAGGGAAACUUUCUUUUUAGCCACCUCGAUGAUGAGCAGAGCAACCAAAUUCUUGGUGCUCUUAUGGAAAAGCCGAUUCCUGCCAAGGACAUCAAGGUCAUUAGCCAAGGCGACGCCGGCGACUAUUUCUACGUGGUUGAAAAGGGCGCCUUUGACGUAUAUGUCAAUUCAGCCGGCACCGUUGGCCCAGGUCCCGAGGGUAUGGGGAGCAAGGUUGGCAAUAUCGAGGCUGGAGGCUCCUUCGGUGAGCUCGCACUGAUGUAUAAUGCCCCUCGUGCCGCGACCAUUGUUUCAGCCGAGGCCAAUUGCACCCUCUGGGCUCUCGACCGGGUCACUUUUCGCAGAAUCCUGAUGGAAUCUACGUUUGCCCGCCGACGUAUGUACGAGAGCUUCCUCGAGGAGGUUCCUCUCCUCUCAUCCCUCACUCCAUACGAGCGAUCCAAGAUUGCCGACGCUCUCGAGACUCAAAAGUUUGCUCCUGGUGCUGUCAUUAUCAAGGAGGGCGACCCUGGGUACUCUUUCUACCUCCUGGAAGACGGCACCGCCGAUGCAUACAAAGGUGAUACCAGCAAUAAAGUGUUGCAAUAUAAAAAGGGCGAUUUCUUUGGCGAGCUAGCUCUACUAAAUGACGCCCCGAGAGCUGCUAGUGUUGUGGCUACCACGGACGUCAAAGUAGCAACACUUGGCAAGAAUGCGUUCCAACGUCUACUUGGUCCUGUGGAGGGAAUUCUGCGCCGUACAAAGUAUCAGGGAGUCAAGGCUGGUGUUGAGGAGAUGGACCCGUUGUCCCGCGACUAA
Molecule: messenger RNA, 3669 nt
Organism: Cordyceps militaris CM01
Lineage: Eukaryota; Fungi; Ascomycota; Sordariomycetes; Hypocreales; Cordycipitaceae
Product: cAMP-dependent protein kinase regulatory subunit
Exons: 11
Coding region: 1-3669 (1222 amino acids)
Cellular component (GO): SAGA-type complex; nucleus
Source: RefSeq, a predicted model, not a curated record